AUGAAGCGCCGGGACGACCCUGCCGCGCGCAUGACCCGGUCCUCAGGCCGCAGCGGCUCCAUGGACCCCUCAGGUGCCCACCCCUCGUUCAAUUUUGUGGGGAAGAUUCUUGGACCACAAGGGAAUACAAUCAAAAGACUGCAAGAGGAGACUGGCGCAAAGAUCUCUGUGUUGGGAAAGGGUUCAAUGAGAGACAAAACCAAGGAAGAAGAACUUCGCAAAGGUGGAGACCCCAAAUACGCACAUUUGAAUAUGGAUCUACAUGUCUUCAUUGAAGUCUUUGGACCCCCAUGUGAGGCUUAUGCUCUUAUGGCCCAUGCCAUGGAAGAAGUCAAGAAGUUUCUUGUACCAGAUAUGAUGGAUGAUAUCUGCCAGGAACAAUUUCUAGAGCUAUCAUACUUAAAUGGAGUACCUGAGCCCUCUCGCGGACGUGGGGUGCCAGUCAGAGGCCGGGGAGCUGUACCUCCCCCUCCACCUGUUCCCAGGGGCCGUGGUGUUGGACCACCUCGGGGGGCUUUGGUGCGUGGAACCCCAGUGAGAGGCGCCAUCACCAGAGGUGCCACUGUGACUAGAGGAGUGCCACCCCCACCUAUGGUGAGGGGGGCUCCAGCACCGAGAGCACAGACUGCGGGCAUCCAGAGGAUACCUUUGCCUCCACCCCCUGCGCCAGAAACAUAUGAAGAAUAUGGAUAUGAUGAUACAUACGCAGAACAGAAUUAUGAAGGCUAGAAUGCUAUUUACAGCCAGAGCCAAGGGGAUUCAGAAUAUUAUGACUAUGGACGUGGGGAGGUUCAGGAUUCUUAUGAAGCCUACAGCCAAGAUGACUGGAAUGGAACCAGGCCAUCUCUGAAGGCCCCUCCAGCUAGGCCAGUACAGGGAGCAUACAGAGAACAUCCUUAUGGACGUUAUUAAAAACAAACAGGAGGGGAAAAUAUCAAUUAUGAGCAAAGUUGUUACUGAUUUCUUGUAUCUCCCAGGAUUCCUGUUGCUUUACCCACAACAGACAAGUAAUUGUCUAAGUGUUUUUCUUCGUGGUCCCCUUCUUCCCACCUUCCUCCAUUCUUAACUCUGCAUUCUGGCUUCUGUAUGUAGUAUUUUAAAAUGAGUUAAAAUAGAUUUAGAAAUAUCGAAUUAAUUUUUUAAGUGUGUAGAUGCUUUUUUUUC
Molecule: messenger RNA, 1164 nt
Organism: Octodon degus (degu)
Lineage: Eukaryota; Metazoa; Chordata; Mammalia; Rodentia; Octodontidae
Product: KH domain-containing, RNA-binding, signal transduction-associated protein 1-like
Biological process (GO): regulation of alternative mRNA splicing, via spliceosome
Cellular component (GO): nucleus
Molecular function (GO): mRNA binding; poly(A) binding
Source: RefSeq, a predicted model, not a curated record